AUGAAGUUUCACCGCAGGGGUUUCUGCGCCGUGGAAGUGGUCGACGGGAAGAUAUACGUGAUCGGAGGAGGGUAUAAGGGAGAUAAGGGGAUGCAAGUGGAGGUUUUUGAUCCGAAGACGCGGAUUUGGAGUUUCGCAGGGAGGAGAAACUCCGAUGGAUAUCUUCGCCGUAUUGCGCCUCUCUGGAGGGGAAGGUUUUGGUGGUGGAUGCUUACGGUUAUAAAAUGGCGGUAUAUGAUCCAAGACAAGGUAAAAGAGAGGAGUGGGUUUAUGUGGUUUGACACAAAGCUUAGUGUUUGGACAAGGUUGGUUAUGUCUGAAUCUGAUUAUGUCUUUGAUGUCACUGAUUACUUUAAUGUGGAUGCAAUGGUGGAAUACCAUGGAAAGCUUGCGGUUUUCUGGAGAAGAAAAAUAUUGGAUAACAGUGUGUGUGGAUUGAUGAUGGCAUUGGAUAAGGUUGGAGACAGGAUUCGUGGGAAGAUCGAAUGGUCUGGUGUUGUGGCCACUAGUGUCCCUAAUAACUGUAUGAUUGAGCAUUGGUUUGCUGUUUCUCAUUGA
Messenger RNA from Microthlaspi erraticum, 558 nucleotides. NCBI's taxonomy places the organism in Eukaryota, Viridiplantae, Streptophyta, Magnoliopsida, Brassicales, Brassicaceae. The record is from the annotation of a GenBank genome assembly.